AUGCUUCAUGGCUGGGCGUCGCCCACUGCUGUCGUGGCGACAUGUAUCAUCAUGCCAUUCCUCGCGGGUGUGGCAGUCAUAUUGAGAAUUUAUGCGAGAUUCUUCUGUACGAAGAAUGCUGGGUGGGAUGAUUACAGUACGAUGGUUUCAAUGCUCUUUUCAAUAGCGACGACUGUUACGAUUAUUGCGCAAGUGGAGACUGGACUUGGAAAGCAUGUCAAGGAACUCUCGCCACAUGAGGCGUUUCUGCAGAAGAGGGCUUUCUUCGUCAUGAUCAUCGUAUACAACAUCUCCCUCUGCUUCACCAAACUGGCCAUUCUGAUGCAGUAUAAACGACUGUUCCCACAGAAAGGCUUCAAGCUCGCGGUCCACAUUUCCAUGGCGAUUGUGAUCAUAUAUGCGGUAUGGAGAUUUUUCGCGGCGAUCUUUGUGUGUUCGCCUGUGGCUGCCUUCUGGGAUCGCUCGAUCAAGCCGUUCCACUGUCAAAACAAAUUCGCAAACUCGAUGGCGUCCUGUGCCCUCAACAUGUCCACCGAUAUCCUGAUCGCCGCUCUUCCCCUCGCGAUCCUCCACAAACUUCAACUUCCUCCUCGCCAGCGCUAUGCCCUCAUGUCAGUCUUCGCCCUCGCAGGCUUCGUCGUCAUAAUCUCGAUCCUCCGCGUCCCUUCCAUUGUCACCCUCUGGAAGACCACAGACAUCACCUACGUCAACCCCAUGGUCAUGGUCUGGAGCGACAUCGAAAUCAAUAUCGGCCUAAUUUGUGCCUGUCUCCCAACACUACGAUGCCUCUUCCCCAAAAUCUUCCGAUCAAUGACAAGUGGGAGAAGUACAGACGGAAGCAACAAACUCGGCACAGGCGGCUCAGGCGCAGCCGCAACAUUCGAGUCCAGAAACGGCGGAGGAGACGGAAGCGUAACAUUCAACAGCGGGAGCCGCAAAGAUCGACGAAGUCGUCGAGCAAGCGGAAUGCACGCAAAUGGCGGCAUGGGAUCUUUCGGAGGGAAAUAUUCUGUUCGGUCAGAUGAGAAGAAACAUGUCGUGUUGGAGAAUGUGGAAGAGAUUGAGAUGGCGAGUACAAAGGGGAUGUUGAUUGGGGAAGACGGUGAGCAGGGAAGUGGGAGCCGGCCUUCGAGUCCGCAGCACCAUGUUCACCAUCACCAGCAGCAUCAACAUCAACACCAACAACCACGAAGGCAAAAUCCGAAUGAGAUUUUGGUGCAGAGGGAGAUUCAGCAGGUGGAGAGCUUUCGGCCUGUGGCGGGGAAUGGGAGGGCAAUGAGGAGUGCGAGGGAUGUGGAGCGGAUGGAGAGGGAGAUGGUUUGA
Cercospora beticola is the source of this 1323-nucleotide messenger RNA. RefSeq lists its product as uncharacterized. The record is from RefSeq and is a predicted model, not a curated record. NCBI's taxonomy places the organism in Eukaryota, Fungi, Ascomycota, Dothideomycetes, Mycosphaerellales, Mycosphaerellaceae.